Molecule: messenger RNA, 2040 nt
Organism: Filobasidium floriforme
Lineage: Eukaryota; Fungi; Basidiomycota; Tremellomycetes; Filobasidiales; Filobasidiaceae
Exons: 7
Coding region: 87-1823 (578 amino acids)
Source: RefSeq, a predicted model, not a curated record
AGUACUUGAUAGCUAAGAUAUCGUUCGAGAUCCACUUCAUUGGCGGGUGCUGCGCGCGCCUUCGAUCAGCUUGACAGCCUUCGAAAAUGCAGGCCAGCAAAGAGGAGCAGCCGCAACUCGUCGAAUCGGGCAUCGCAAUCCGGUGCGACACUUUCGGAGAGGAGACCUCUUCCGCCCGGUCCCUGGUUGUGAAACGCAAGACUGCCAAUCCGUUUGCCAAAAGGACGCCAGUGGUCGAUAGAGGGACGAUACCGGUGGAGAAUGAUCACUCUUCGGCUACGUUUACGAGAUCGUCCAUCUUGCCCGUUCAAAGGAGGAGGGUGCCUUUGCAAACAGGAAAUAGUCCUUGCAGGACCGUCUUACCGAACGGUCAUGGAGUAUUGGACGCACCAUUCCAGGAAAAACUUGUCGAGGCCGGGCCGAGCUCUGAAAGACGGACAGACAAGAAAUGGAGGUUGCUCUGGAGGGGUGCUCUUGAUGUCGGUCAAGAAGGUUAUCGACUAGAUGGGAUAGCGUUCGUUGCUCAGCUGUCUUUCUCGUCGACCAAUCCUAUUCCCAACCAUCUCAUCACUUCUACGCCGGAACGACCUGCUCUAGCCCGCAUGAUCACUCCGGAAAAUACCUCGUUAUCAAAGGUGGAAAAGGACAAAAUCAGAGCUUCUCCCUUUCGGGCUCCCGUCGGCAAAGAUACGGAUCUCUGUCUCAGUCUCGAGAGUAUGCGAGGCAGAAAAGGGCUGAGACUACGAGGCAUAGAAGAGCUGGAUGACGAUGAGAUCGAGGAUGGGCAGGUUGAUGACGGGGUGAAGGUCUUCAUUAACCCUCAAUCGGUCGCGCUACAAGCCUUGGUCACAAACUUGCUCUAUCCCUCCGAUGGCCAUGGAUUCAAUCCCAAGGGGCGUACAAGAUCGGCACUCAUAAUCGGACUCGGCGAUGACGAUGCAAAUGUUUCUGCAACCAAGACUACAUUCUUGGUAUACGGGCAGACCAAGAUUGACGACGAUGGUCUCGAAAAUGGUUCGAGAGUGAUGGAGCUGUUCGCGGCUAGACGGAAAAUUCGCCCUGUACUGGGAAAAGAGGUCGUACGACCCGGAGACCCUUUGCCGCGAGAAGCGGUCAUCCUGCCAAACCAGAGCCGUCGUGACGCCUUUUCGAGACGCUCGACAUCCCUCUUUUCGCAACGCGGUUUCAGUCGUGAACCAUCCCAACCCAACAUCUACGCGCCUCCUACACUAGGCUUGCAAAACGGCGAUAGUUCGAGGUCGGGUGAUAAGGACAAGAACAAGGUCAAAAAGACCACUCCGGGUCGAAGGGGCGAGAAGAGGAAGAAAUCCGUCAUCGAUGAAACCACCCAGGCGGAUGCGCGGAGCAAGAAGAUGGGUCGGGUGUUGAUGCCUAGUUUGAGUUUGCCGGAGAUGGUACCUCCAAGGACAUCGCAACAUGUUCCUGGUUCCGACUUGCCACGGAUCAUCGAUGAUGUCUUUAGGGCGGAUUCGAGAUCGGCUUCGGUUUCCUCGUUCGGUGGAGAGGCAGGCGUCGAAGUGUUGCAAAACCCUUUUGAGCAGAAGAAUAAAAGCACCAUCAAGAAGCGUCUAUGCCAGAUUUUGGAUGUUCGAGGGAUUCCGAGAUCAGAUGUGCGGUUCAACGACAUCUUUAGCAUGGCAAAUAAGGGUACGGCAUUUGCUCUGAGGGAAGAUAUGAGUACAGUUUAUAUCCCCCACGCAAAGGUCGACCGGAUGAUCACAGGACACCUCGAUAUGUAUAUUCGGGACGAUGUUGGGAUUGGCGAAGAUAUCGACAUCCCGAGCAGCGGUCUUACAAGAUGAUUAUCAUGUGACCAUGAUCGAGGCUUGAUGGCCGAUGUGAGGAGAUCAUGCACGUCCGACCCGAGAACAAGGUCCGGGUCCACUGUUUCGCUUCCGCGCAUCGUUGAACGUCAUGUCAUGUUGUGCACCUUCGGCCUCUACCGACGUGAUUGAUCGUGCAUGUACUAAACUACUGUACUACUGUAUACGUGACCGACCAUCUCAGUCAGCUUGUUGU